CAUCCCAAGAUCAUCCUCCACGGACUAACACCUGUGGGUGACACCGACAAGACAUGUUCUUCCUUCCUGGACUCAUUGCUCUAAUUAGCUUCGAGCAUGCCUUUGCUCAAAGUUGUGGUGCUACACGGUAUGGAAAUGCCAGUGAAAGAAUUGUAGGUGGACGAUUGGCAAACCGUGGUGAAUUUCCAUGGCAGGUUUCUCUGGAAUUAAAUCACCCUCAGAAAGGUAAUAUUCCGCAUUUCUGCGGAGGGGUCCUGAUCGAUAAGCAAUGGCUUCUCACCGCCGCACAUUGUGUGAUGAAUCCACAGUUCGCCUUGCCACACCCUACAUACUGGAAGGCUCGUGUUGGAGAACACAACUUAAAAGAGCGUGAUGAAAGCGAGAAGAAAAUCGCUAUCAGUCAAGUUUAUUACUAUCCAUGGUACCAUGGAUACGACAACGACAUAGCCAUGAUGAAACUUGCCGAACCAGUGCCUAGCAGUUCGAACAUCAAGCCCAUCUGCCUCCCAACUGAGACUGACAAUUUUGAAAAUCAGUGGUGUACAGCCAGUGGAUGGGGAAAGGUCGAUUUUACAUCGAAAGCUUCGGAAGACCUGAGAGCAGUAGCCAUUCAGGUGUUUGACAACAGCAAGUGCAAUAUUUAUACCACUCGAUUCCGCAUUCCUAUACAAGCCUGGCACUUGUGUGCAGGAACUAUGGAAGGUGGAAAAGGAACGUGCCAGGGUGAUUCCGGUGGUCCUUUAGCAUGUCAGACACCCAGAGGCUGGGUUCUUGCCGGACUCACUUCAUUCGGAUCCGGUUGUGCCAAGCGAGGAUUCCCGGAUGUCUACACAAGAGUGUCACACUUUUUGUCCUGGGUCAAGCAAAUACGCGGCUAUUAAAGCAUUCUAUCUACUUUUUGCAUUUUAUUUAUUUAUUCAUUCGGGAAUGGAUAUAGCUUACACUCGCAUUUUUCGAAGAGGGAAACUGCUGGUUGGUUCUCCUUGCUUGCUAAUGCCAAAAUGAAUGACCUGAAACGUGCCAUCAUUAUUUAAAGCAUUUGGAAUUCGUUUCUUUGAUUCGUUCUACAUUUUGAACUCUCCACUAAGAAUGGGAGAAGCUGAUGCUUGACGAAGGUGUAUUUCUUGUUGUCAAAUUGUAAUCUGAAAUGAAAUGCAAUAAAGAGUUUCUGAAAAUUGAAA
Argiope bruennichi is the source of this 1181-nucleotide messenger RNA. Its product is annotated as transmembrane protease serine 3-like. The record is from RefSeq and is a predicted model, not a curated record. NCBI's taxonomy places the organism in Eukaryota, Metazoa, Arthropoda, Arachnida, Araneae, Araneidae. The transcript has 6 exons. The coding region runs from base 54 to 881 and encodes 275 amino acids. Gene Ontology annotation, molecular function: serine-type endopeptidase activity. Gene Ontology annotation, biological process: proteolysis.